Molecule: messenger RNA, 1803 nt
Organism: Micropterus salmoides (largemouth bass)
Lineage: Eukaryota; Metazoa; Chordata; Actinopteri; Centrarchiformes; Centrarchidae
Product: histidine-rich glycoprotein-like
Exons: 3
Coding region: 1-1452 (483 amino acids)
Source: RefSeq, a predicted model, not a curated record
AUGGACGCCUUGGCGCUGCUCAGCAGAGUGGAACAGCUAAGCUGGGAAGUUUCAAGUUUGAGAGAUGUUCUGGAAGCCCAGGCAAGCGUGAAUGAGAACUUGAUGGCGACUACAGCAGUCAUGGAUUGCCGGGUUACUGUUAUUGAGAAGCACCGCGGCUCCCCUGGCCGUGCACCUGGGGCUAGUGCUGCCUUUCAAGAGAGAAACUUACAUAAUACGGCUGCGUCUGCUCGGCAGUCACAGGGAGAGGCCCCAAUCCUUCUGUCACAGUCCCCGGCAUGGAGCAGAAAGGGGUACGCAAGCCCCAGAAGCCUCCAAACGCAGCCGUGCAGCCUAGUAUGUCUACCGGCGGUGUUCAGGCUCGUUCGAAAUGGGAGCAGCGGAGGAAAAUGGAAGAAACUAUCACUGCAUCACCAUGAUUGCAAAGAUUUGUGUCGUCCUUCUUCUGUUUGUUGCCUCUGGCAACGCACAGACCACAACCAGAACCACCAGGGCUGCACCAACAACCAGAACCACCACGGCUGCACCAACAACCAGAACCACCACAGCUGCACCAACAACCAGAGCCACCACGGCUGCACCAACAACCAGAACCACCACAGCUGCACCAACAACCAGAGCCACCACGGCUGCACCAACAACCAGAACCACCACGGCUGCACCAACAACCAGAACCACCACGGCUGCACCAACAACCACAGCCACCACAACUGCACCAACAGCCACCACGACUGCACCAACAACCACAGCCACCACAACUGCACCAUCAGCCACCACGACUGCACCAACAACCAGAACCACCACGACUGCACCAACAGCCAGAACCACCACGACUGCACCAACAGCCACCACGACUGCACCAACAACCACAGCCACCACGGCUGCACCAACAACCAGAACCACCACGACUGCACCAACAGCCACCACGACUGCACCAACAACCACAGCCACCACAACUGCACCAACAACCACAGCCACCACAACUGCACCAACAGCCACCACGACUGCACCAACAACCACAGCCGCCACGGUUGCUCCAACAACCAGAACCACCACGGCUGCACCAACAACCACAGCCACCACAACUGCACCAACAGCCACCACGACUGCACCAACAACCACAGCCGCCACGGUUGCUCCAACAACCAGAACCACCACGGCUGCACCAACAACCACAGCCACCACAACUGCACCAACAGCCACCACGACUGCACCAACAACCACAGCCGCCACGGCUGCACCAACAACCACAGCCACCACAACUGCACCAACAGCCACCACGACUGCACCAACAACCACAGCCGCCACGGUUGCUCCAACAACCAGAACCACCACGGCUGCACCAACAACCACAGCCACCACAACUGCACCAACAGCCACCACGACUGCACCAACAACCACAGCCGCCACGGUUGCUCCAACAACAUCACCACCCACAACCAUAAUUUGUGAUACCAGCACGGCUGGACCAACAACCACACCCUUAAUCACAACCACAACCCCACUCAUAUAUGAUGAUAUCUUCACGGAUGGACCAACAACCCCAACCAGCACGGCUGGUUGUGAGACCAACAAGGCCAGACCAACAUGUAGUGUGGAGUGUGUUUGUAAAUGUUAAUCUCUGACAUGUCAUCACCCGUGUCUCUGAUGGAGGUGUCUAUAAUUAAUCAAACUGUCUGUGAUUGGAGGACUCUGUAAUGUUCUGGUUCAGAGGAUUGUGAGUGAAUCUGCUUUUUAUCUGUAAUUGCAUAAAAAAGAUGAUCUACAAUAAAGGUUUACAAUAAAGGUUAUUCUUUAAAGUUU